Malania oleifera is the source of this 4626-nucleotide messenger RNA. RefSeq names its product PH, RCC1 and FYVE domains-containing protein 1-like. NCBI's taxonomy places the organism in Eukaryota, Viridiplantae, Streptophyta, Magnoliopsida, Santalales, Ximeniaceae. The record is from RefSeq and is a predicted model, not a curated record. The transcript has 9 exons. Gene Ontology annotation, molecular function: metal ion binding. The coding region runs from base 865 to 4140 and encodes 1091 amino acids.
UUUGGCUUUGGCUUUAUUUGUCAGCCAAAAAACUCCUGAAAGGACAAAUCAACAAUUCCCCCGUCAUUCCCAGAUUCCCUGCCUACGUGGCCUUAACGGGACGAAACGAAAUCGAGAAUGACAGUUAAACUGUAGAGAGAGAAACUAGAGAGAGAGAGAGAGAGAGAGAGAGAGAGAGGAGGUCACCGACUCGCCAGAAAGGGAGGGAGGGAGACGAGAGAGAGAGAGAGAGAGAGAGAGGGAGGGAGGGAGAGGGGGAAUCGAGGAGUGCAGGUGAAGGCGCACGCAAUUUUAUUCGUUCAUCUUCAAAGCAUUUAUCGAAUAUGCUCGCAUCUCCCUGUAUCGAAUCGCGGCUUAACGACCUCAGAAUCGUUCUGAGUGGCGAGUAUUGGCGGAUUCGUGAGCUAUUCUCGCAGUGUAGGUAAUGCAAUGUCUUAUUUCGUUGCUGUUUGGACGUACAAUGAUGCUUCGAUGCUUUCGGGCUCGCGAAUUCGCGAAUUUUCGGGGUAUGCGGGAGUGUUUGAAUUUCUAGGGUUUUUGGGAAUCUGGAGAAGUUGUUUUAGCUGUUCUGGAGCUGAGCGUUGAUUAGCGGAGGCUGUGUGCGUGACGGUAGGUUUUUGCUUGUAUUACUUUGGAUUUUUAGGGCUUUUGAACGGAGUUCUUGAGGUGGAAAUUUAGAUAUUAGUUUUCUUAUCGGAAUGGGUUGAACGGAGAGUUUGGAUUUUUUGGCAAUCUAGUUCAGAAGUGUUGACAAGUUCUUUUAUGGAGCGAAGUUGGAGCCCGGCCUUUGGAUUUAAAUAUAUUUUGGGUUGUUCAAAUGGGUUUUGGCUCUACUGUUGGGCAGCACAUGCUAUUGAUACUUGAAUGGCUGAUUUGCAGAAAACCGGUGUGCCCGAGAGGGAUAUCGAGCAGGCCAUUACAGCACUUAAGAAAGGUGCAUAUUUGCUGAAGUAUGGACGCAGGGGGAAGCCCAAGUUCUGCCCAUUUCGACUUUCUAAUGACGAAUCCAUAUUGAUAUGGUACUCUGGCAAAGAAGAGAAACAGCUCAAACUGUGUCAUGUUUCAAAGAUUAUCCCUGGACAGCGUACUCCAAUAUUUCAUCGGUACCCUCGGCCUGAAAAGGAAUAUCAAUCAUUUUCUCUUAUAUACAAUGACAGAUCCUUGGAUUUGAUAUGCAAGGACAAGGAUGAAGCUGAAGUUUGGUUUGUUGCUCUUAAGGCUUUAAUUUCACCUGGUAACUACCGUAAGUGGAAGAGUGACGGAAUAGGUGAGUGUGUUUCAUCAGGUAGUCCACUUGCUCGACAUAUAAGAAGCUCUCCCUCAAUUACAUCAUCUGAUCCAGGAGAGAAUCAACGAGUGCAUGUUCCUUCUGAUAACAUUCCACAGAAUGGACUUGCAAAGGCAUUCUCUGACAUUGUAUCAUAUACUGCAGUAGCCAGGAGUCACAUUCAAGCUGAAUCAUCCACCAAUUCUCUAAACUCAAUAUUAUCUGGGGUUGUAGAGAACUCAAAUGACCGAAACUCUGCAGCUGAAACAUUUCGUGUUAGUCUAUCAAGUGCUGUAAGCUCAUCAAGCCAUAGUUCUUUUCAUGAAGAUUUUGAUGCCUUGGGAGAUGUUUUCAUCUGGGGAGAAGGCAUUGGUGAUGGUAUGCUGGGUGGUGGUAUACAUAGAGUUGGUAGUUCAUCUAGUAGCAAGAUGGACGCACUUCUGCCUAAGGCAUUGGAAUCAACAGUGGUGCUUGAUGUUCAUAAUAUUGCUUGUGGUGUUAGGCAUGCAGUACUAGUCACCAAACAAGGGGAGAUCUUUAGUUGGGGGGAGGAGUCGGGGGGCAGGCUUGGGCAUGGUGUAGAUGCAGAUGUUUCCCACCCAAAGCUCAUUAACACUCUUUGUGGAAUGAACAUAGAACUUGUAGCAUGUGGGCAGUAUCACACUUGUGCUGUUACAUUUUCUGGGGAUCUUUACACAUGGGGUGAUGGUGCUCUCAAUCCUGGUCUGCUUGGUAAUGGAAGUGAGGUGAGUCAUUGGAUCCCUAAAAAGGUAACUGGCCAUAUGGAGGGUAUACGCAUAUCAUAUGUAUCUUGCGGACCAUGGCAUACAGCUGCUGUGGCAUCUUCAGGCCAGUUGUUCACAUUUGGAGAUGGAACUUUUGGUGCCCUAGGCCAUGGAGAUCAUAGCAGCACAAGUAUACCACGAGAAGUGGAAUCUUUAAGAGGAUUGAGAACAAUAAAGGUCGCCUGUGGUGUGUGGCACACUGCUGCAGUUGUUGAAAUUAUCAUUGAGUCUUCUAUUUCUGGCCAUUCUGGUGGCUCUUCAUCUGGAAAACUUUUCACUUGGGGAGAUGGAGAUAAAGGUCGACUUGGACAUGGUGAUAAAGAAGACAGACUUGUUCCUGAGCGUGUUGCUGCAAUGGCUGAUGAAAAUUUUUGCCAAGUAGCCUGCGGGCAUGACCUCACGAUUGCCCUUACAACCUCAGGCCGAGUAUAUUCUAUGGGAAGUUCUGCUUAUGGGCAGCUGGGAAAUCCUACAGUUGAUGGAAAAACCCCUGCUUGUGUCGAGGGUAAAAUUGUAGACAGUUUUGUUGAAGAGAUUGCCUGUGGUUCUCAUCAUGUUGCAGUUCUGACUUCAAAAACUGAGGUCUAUACUUGGGGAAAGGGUGCAAAUGGCCAAUUAGGGCAUGGAGACAGUGAUGACAGAAAUUUUCCUACAGUUGUUGAUUUCCUAAAAGAUAAACAAGUGAAGAGUGUUAUAUGUGGUUCAAAUUUUACUGCUGUUAUAUGCCUUCAUAAAUGGGUAUCAAGUGCUGACCAUUCUGUGUGCUCUGGUUGUCAUAAUCCAUUUGGUUUCAGAAGAAAACGUCACAAUUGUUACAAUUGUGGACUAGUUUAUUGCAAAGCAUGUAGCAGUAGGAAAUCUCUGAAGGCUUCGUUGGCUCCAAAUAUGAACAAGCCAUAUCGUGUAUGUGAUGAUUGUUUUACUAAACUGAAGAAGGCUGUGGAAUUUGGAUCUGUGAGGCGAAUUCCUAAAGUCAGAAGUGGGAAUUUUCUGCUGAAGUCCAGUGAGGUGACAGAAAAAGAGGGUCUGGGUCCUAGAUUACAAGGACAACUGUCCAGACUUUCUUCUGCUGAUUCAUUGAAGCAGGCUGAAAACAGGCAUAGUGGGCAUGAAACAAAACUUGAACUAAAUGAUAACCGCAUCUUCCCCACUAUGACAGGAAAUUUCCAGUGGGGGAGCUAUAGUUCAUUUAAAGCAUCUACAUCUUUGUCUGGGCCCUCAAAGAAAGUUGCUUCAUCUUCUGUUCCUGGUUCCAGGGUGGCCUCUCGUGGAACAUCUCCUGUUUCAGGAAAGUCGAGUCCAUGUCAGUCUGCAACACAACCAGCAUCUUUUAGUUUUAUAAUAUCUCCCGAAGUAGUACUUGAUGAUUCGAAGCAUACAAAUGACAGUCUUAGCCAAGAAAUCAUAAAUUUAAGGACACAAGUAGAAGAUCUUACUUGCAAAUCCCAACACCUCGAAGCUGAACUAGAAAGAACGUCAACGCAAUUGGAGGAGGUUACUACAAUAGCAGCAGAUGAAGCUGAAAAAUGCAAAGCUGCUAAAGAAGUAAUCAAGUCUCUAACUGUACAGUUGAAGGAGAUGGCUGAAAGAGCAUCUGAAGAACAUAUUUCCAAACCCAAACUGACAUCUGUUGUCACCAGCAGACCAGGCUCUGCAGCCUGUAGCAAAUCAUGUUCUGCAGCCGGCAGGAAAGCAGGUUCUCUUGCAAGACACGCCUCCAAUAUUCUGAAUGCACUUUCUGAGGAGAACCAUGUGACAGCCCCAAUCUCUCCCACAAGUGAGUUGAACAGUAUUGCAGUGAAUUCAGUCUUAUCUAAUGGAACCAAGGAACAAACUGAGAACUCUAGUGGAACCGAGGAACAAAGUGAGAACUCUAGUAGUACCAAAGAACAAACUGAAAAGGCAGAGUGGGUGGUACAUGAUGAACCGGGUGUAUACAUUACUCUUUCCUCUUCCCCGGGGGGUGGAAAUGAACUCAGACGUGUACGCUUCAGUCGGAAACGUUUCACAGAGGGACAAGCUGAGGAAUGGUGGGCUGAAAAUGGCACCAAAGUGUGUGAGCGGCUUAACAUACGAAGUUCAGAGUGAGAGUCGGCAAAUGCCCCUUCAGUUCUUCUGCAAGAGAACGAAGCCUGACUAACUGAUGUAGCUGCCUGUUUCCAAUGACCCUUCCCCCCUCUACUGGAAACUGUAAAUUCCCCUUUUUCCCAUCAUUCAGUGGAGAUCAACCCAAGGAUCCUGGGUCAGAUAUUGGCAGGUAGAAAUGAGGAAUGAGAUAAGUAAGGAUUUUUUUUUUAUUUUUUUUUUUUUUUAAAAAAAAAGUAUAAAUGAAAAAAAAUAUCAGGAAUUUAGGUAUUCUGUGGCCAAAAUUAAAUCUGUGCGGCUGUAAAUUUUCUUCUUGUCAAAGCUAACAAAGCUUCAUGCGUCUUCAUUUGAGGCUUGUAUCCUCACUUUUGUCCCUGAGGAUUGUUCGUUCUUUUUUCAGACUUUCUUUUUUCUUUUCUUAUUAUUUACUGUUAACACAUUUACCAAAGAAACAUGGGAGCCCAGCCCCCUUUUCAUUUCUUCAGCAAG